AUGAUCAUAUUGAAAAAAUUUUCAUUUUACAUAAAAUCCAGAAAAAUAAAUUCUUAUUGUCGGAGAAUAAAUUUCAAGAUUUUAAUUUAUUUACUGCUUCCUUUGAUGGAUUAAUUUCAGAAUGAUACUUCAAAUAAUAAUAAUAGGUAACUUAUUAUUAGAAAACUUUUAAGCAAAUUAUUAAAUUACAAGAUGAUAAAAAAGAGAUAUUUUUAAUAUAAUAUAUCCCUUUGGAAAUUUUCUAAGAACCGUAAAUGAAAAUAAACAACGCAAAAUUUUUGAAUCUUAAGAAUCUUAAUAAACCUUUACAUAUUUUAAAUCAUCACACGU
This is a messenger RNA of Paramecium sonneborni, 330 nucleotides long. NCBI's taxonomy places the organism in Eukaryota, Ciliophora, Oligohymenophorea, Peniculida, Parameciidae. The record is from the annotation of a GenBank genome assembly.